This is a messenger RNA of Triticum aestivum (bread wheat), 2781 nucleotides long. RefSeq names its product FT-interacting protein 3. NCBI's taxonomy places the organism in Eukaryota, Viridiplantae, Streptophyta, Magnoliopsida, Poales, Poaceae. Bases 146 to 2479 code for a protein of 777 amino acids. The record is from RefSeq and is a predicted model, not a curated record. The transcript has a single exon.
CGACGUCACGGCCGCCGUUUGGUGGCCAGAUCGCAGAACGCACAUAAUUAAGAGCGCGCGGCCUCCUCACUGAGAGAUCAGCACCUCCAUCAGCAUCGCUCAUCCGAUCCCCGGCCGCACGAGAUAGCGCGCGCUCUCACUGGCCAUGGCCGGCGUCUUGCCGAGGUUCGGCCCCUUCGGCCCGCUGCCGGCCUACGAUGAGUUCGGGAUCAAGGAGACGAGGCCCCGCCUCCCCGGCGGGCGCACCGGCGGCUACGACCUGGUGGAGAGGAUGGAGUACCUCUACGUGCGCGUCGUCAAGGCGCGGGAGCUCAAGUGGGGCGGCGGCGAGUUCGACCCGCUGGCGGAGGUGAAGCUCGGGAGCUACUCCUGCGCCACGCGCCACAUCGAGAAGACCGCCGGCCCCGAGUGGAACGACGUGUUCGCCUUCUCCCGGGAGCGCCUGCAGGCGUCCUUCCUGGAGGUGUUCGUCCGCGGCCGGGGCUUCGCCAAGGACGAGUACGUCGGGCGCGCGCGCUUCGACCUGGGCGACGUGCCGGUGCGCGUGCCCCCCGACAGCGCGCUCGCGCCCAUGUGGCACCACGUCUUCGACGGCAACGGGGAGCGCUGCGGGGAGGUGAUGGUGGCCCUGUGGAUCGGCACGCAGGCCGACGAGUGCUUCCCGCUGGCCGUGCACGCGGACGCCGCCUUCGCCGUGGACGCCAAGCUCGCCGCGCACAUCCGGUGCAAGCAGUACACGGUGCCGCGGCUGUGGUACGUGCGCGUCAACGUCAUCGAGGCCCGCGACGUGGCCUUCGCGGACAAGGCCCGCGUCGGCGAGCUCUUCGUGCGCUCGCGCCUCUCCACGCAGGUGCUCCGGACCAAGACGUGCGUGUCCCGCCUGCCGUCCUACGGCUGGAACGAGGACCACCUGUUCGUCGCCGCCGAGCCGUUCGAGGACCACCUCAUCAUCUCCGUCGAGGACCGCGUCAAGGUCGACAAGGAGGAGGUCAUUGGCCACGUCCACAUCCCCUUCAGCGACUUCGAACGCCGGUGGGACACACGCCCGAUUCGCCCGAGGUGGUACAACUUGGUGCAACCAGAAGGAGCCACGAAAAUCGACAAGUUCUCCUGCAAGGUCUGCGUCCGGCUCUGCCUGGAAGGCGGGUACAGGGUCCUGUCGGAGCCCAUCCACUACCUGAGCGACGUCCGGCCGGCGGCCAGGGAGCUGUGGCACGGGCGGCCUCCCAUUGGCCUCGUGGAACUCGGCAUCCACCACGCCUUCGGCCUCAGCGCUCUGCGUGCGCGCAACGGGCGAGGCUCCUGCGACGCCUACUGCGUGGCCAAGUACGGCAGCAAGUGGUUCCGCACGCAGACGGUGAUCGACAGCCUCGCGCCGCGGUUCCACCAGCAGUGCUUCUGGGAGGUGCACGAGCACUGCACCGUGCUCACCGUUGCCGUCUUCCACAACUGCCAGAUCGGCGAGAAGGGCGGCCUCGCCACCGGCGACCCCGUCAAGGACGUCCUCCUCGGCAAGGUGCGCAUCCGGCUCUCCACGCUCGAGACCGGCCGCAUCCACACGCACGCGUACCCGCUCAUAUCCCUCCACGCCGGCGGCAUCAAGAAGAUGGGGGAGCUCCACCUCGCCGUGCGCUUCUCGAGCACGUCCACGCUGGGCCUGCUCCAGACCUACUCGCAGCCGCACCUGCCGCGGAUGCACUACCACUGCCCGCUGUCCGUGGUGCAGCAGGAGAGGCUGCGGCGGGAGGCGGUGGCGGUCAUCGCGCACCGGCUGGGCCGGAUGGACCUGCCGCUGCGGCGGGAGUGCGUGGAGCACCUCUGCGAGGCGCACGGGCACCGGUGGAGCAUGCGGCGCAGCAAGGCCCACUUCUUCCGCAUCGUGUCCGCGCUCGCGCCGCUGUUCGCCGCGAUCAAGUGGUUCGUCGACGUCUGCCACUGGAGGAACCCGGUGACGACGGUGGCCGUGCACAUCAUCUACGCCAUGCUCGUGUGCUGCCCCAACCUCAUCCUGCCCACCUUCUUCCUCUACAAGUUCUGCCUGGGCCUGUGGAACUACCGGCGCCGGCCGAGGCACCCGUGGCACGUGGACACCAAGGUGUCGCACGCCGUGACGGCGCACCUGGACGAGCUCGACGAGGAGUUCGACGAGUUCCCGACGGCGCGGCCCCACGAGGUGGUGCGCAUGCGGUACGACAGGCUGAGGAGCCUCGGGGGCCGGAUACAGGAGAUGGUCGGCGACGUGGCGUCGCACGUCGAGCGCGCGCGGUGCGUGAUGACGUGGAGGGACCCCCGCGCCACGGCCAUGUACCUGCUGGUCUGCUUGUGCCUUGCCGUGGUCACGUUCGUCGCGCCGUUCCAGGCGGUGGCGCUGCUGUCCGGGUUCUACCUGAUGCGCCACCCGAGCCUCCGGCAGAGGCUACCCGACGUGCCGGCCAACUUCUUCCGGCGCCUGCCCUGCAAGGUGGAUUGCCUGCUUUAGGCCCUGUUCGGAACUUGGCCGCUCCGCGGAGUUGGGGAGCUGGCUUUUAGCAGCUUCAUCAAAUUAAGCUAAAGUCUUGUCCACUCCCGGAGUGGAGUUAAAGAAGUAGAGAGAAACCGAACACAGCCUUAAUCAGAGCACAUUUUGGUUUGCUCCUCCUGUACUGCUGUUACUUUUUGAUGUACUCAAAAAAUUGUAGUAUUCCCUUCCGUUAUUAUUACUCCUGGUCUAUAAGACUUCUGGGAGCAGCCAAUGUGCCGUAUCUACACCCUCCAAAAUUGUUUUAGAGCAUCGUUCAUAAU